This is a messenger RNA of Monopterus albus (swamp eel), 3410 nucleotides long. Its product is annotated as gamma-aminobutyric acid receptor subunit rho-1-like. Gene Ontology annotation, cellular component: membrane. The transcript is spliced from 10 exons. The coding region runs from base 1324 to 2757 and encodes 477 amino acids. Gene Ontology annotation, molecular function: extracellular ligand-gated monoatomic ion channel activity; transmembrane signaling receptor activity. Gene Ontology annotation, biological process: monoatomic ion transmembrane transport. NCBI's taxonomy places the organism in Eukaryota, Metazoa, Chordata, Actinopteri, Synbranchiformes, Synbranchidae. The record is from RefSeq and is a predicted model, not a curated record.
GUUAUACUUGCUUGUUUAGCAGGAUUGCUAUAAAUAAGGAUCCACAAAUCUGAAACACAAGCAAUACCUAACAUUACUUACAUGAAUUUUCUGAAUGAAGUCCAUGGAUGUAACUCAAAUUCAUCUUAUAAUCCAGCGCUUCUGUCUGCUAAAAAUGGGACACAUAUCCCGGUGAUGGUGAUGUCAGUACUCAGUCUGUGUUUGAUUGGUUUAUUCAAAUGGACAACAUGCCUUGACUGACAAAUAGUGGCACACCCUUUACUGUGUCAAUACAUUUAAAAAAAUUCUCUGGGUGUUUAGAAGGAGAAGGUUAAGUGUGUGAUGAUCAGACUGCAGUGGCAUGUUAAGUGUUGGCACUCGAUUGCAACUAGUCCUGUUUUUUACUGAUCACCUGACAAAAUAUAAGACAAAAUGCUUGUUGAAAAUAUUGUAAAUAUUAAAAGUAUUUUGUCAUAUUGUCUUAAUAUUCUAUAAUAUAUUCCUUCUGACUUAUUUAGUUUUGCAGGUUUGUUGUUUAAAACCUAUGUUGGCUUCAUUUCUGCUGGAUUUGAUGGCGCAUCCACCUGUGUGAUGAUUUUUGCAGUGUCCAAAAACAUGAAAUUGGGUCCCCUGAGAAAAAAAACUAUGGAAAUAUUCACAGCAGCAAGAAAGCAAAUACCUCUCCAAUCCCAAACCCCCCCUACUUUCACUCUCCAAGUUUAUACUAAGCAACGCUGAAAUCCUUCACUAACAAGUAGAAAUUCAGCUUUUGAAAUUCUGGUUGAAUGUCAAAACAUUUUUGAGGUGCCACAUAAGACACUCCAGCAUCAAAAGGAGCCAAGAGGCCUGUCAUCUCACACACACACACACACACACACACACACACACACACACACAAAGAGCUUCCUCUCAGCCUCAGUGUGCCUGUAUCUCUAAAGAGUUGACCUCACAAGUGAGCACGCUGCAUCACUGUGAGAACUGGUGUUUCUGGGCGGUGCAAAGUAGAGGAGAGCACAUCAGUGCAGGAUAUCUGAGCACAGCAGAGCACAGAGAGGCAGGCACAUCCGCUGCUGGAGGGAUCAAAUCUGUACCAUCUGACGCCAAGGAUUUAUAGGUUUAGUCAAAAUUGCUUUUCCCACAGUGGAGAUUAAGCACCAUAGCAUGUUUUCCACUCAGGCUGUAGAAUAGCCCAGUAGCUUCUGCUGUUGCUGUUGCUGUUUUUCUCCCUCUUAUCGGCUCCAGUGCUGGAGAAGGGAAUGUGUCAGGAAGGCAGAGUGCUGCAAACCCUGGAGAGGAAUAGACCGUGACUGACAGGAGAGGUCCGUCCUCUGGGGAAUGUGAAUCAUGCAGGUGGACGCUGUUAUUGUGCUCUUCUGUGUUUGGCUCGCGGGCGCAGCUGGGAAGAUAGCCCAGCCGAAGGGUCUUAAGCUGGAGACCUACAAACAAAGCAGGUCACGAAGAGAUACCAGAAUUGAUGGAGGUGGAGGCCACAAAUCUGGAAACCCAAUUUACAAACGAAGUCCAGACAUGACUAAAUCUCUGAUGACAAAAUCUGAGCAGCUCCUGAGAAUAGAUGACCAUGAUUUUACCAUGAGACCAGCAUUUGGAGGUCCUCCAAUUCCUGUUGGAGUAGAUGUUCAGGUUGAAAGUCUGGAUACCAUCUCUGAAGUAGAUAUGGACUUUACCAUGACACUGUACCUACGCCACUACUGGAAGGACGAGCGGCUGUCAUUCCCAAGCACCAACAACCAAAGCAUGACCUUCGACAGUCGCCUAGUGAAGAAGAUUUGGGUUCCUGACAUUUUCUUUGUCCACUCCAAGCGCUCGUUCAUCCAUGACACCACCACAGAUAACGUCAUGCUGAGGGUUUAUCCUGAUGGCAAUGUGCUCUACAGUCUCCGAGUCACAGUCACUGCCAUGUGCAACAUGGACCUCAGCCGCUUUCCUCUGGACACACAAACCUGCUCACUGGAGAUUGAAAGCUAUGCGUACACAGAUGACGACUUGAUGUUGUACUGGAAGAAAGGAAACGAAUCCUUGAACAUCGAUGACAGAAUAUCUCUGUCCCAGUUUCUCAUCCAGAAAUUUCACACCACCACCAAGCUGGCAUUCUACAGUAGUACAGGUUGGUACAAUCGCUUAUACAUCCAUUUCACCCUGAGACGCCACAUCUUCUUCUUCCUGCUGCAGACUUACUUCCCUGCUACUCUGAUGGUUAUGCUCUCCUGGGUGUCUUUCUGGAUUGACCGCAGGGCCGUACCUGCCAGGGUGCCACUAGGCAUCACCACAGUGCUGACCAUGUCCACCAUCAUUACCGGGGUCAACGCCUCCAUGCCGCGGGUCUCCUACAUCAAAGCAGUGGACAUUUACCUCUGGGUCAGCUUUGUCUUUGUCUUCCUGUCGGUGAUAGAGUAUGCGGCGGUCAACUACCUCUCCACCGUACAGGAGAGGAAGGAGAGGAAGCUGAGGGAGAGACUCCCGUGUACUUGUGGCAUUGGCAACCCAGAUGAGAUGAUGAUCGACCCCCAGAUCACUGGCUAUGGGUCUAUGGAUGUUGACACCACAGGGAAUUACGGAAUGCCGGAGAACAGCAGUCGCCAGGAGCAAAUGUUGGCCCAGGUGACACUGAACAACCGGCAAAUUGCUAACCAGGUAAAGCCAUCCAGAGGCUACGUGAACAUUUGGAUAGAUACCCACGCCAUAGACAAGUACUCAAGGGUCGUCUUUCCUGGCACAUACAUCUUCUUUAACAUCAUCUACUGGUCCAUCUACUCGUAACACUGGAUACACAAGUGCAACGUCUAUGACAGUCAUCCAUGAUGAGACACCACAAGCACUGCACUGAUGCUUUUUAGAUGAAGAAACUGCUCAUGAGAUCGAUUCGUGGCCAUUGCCUUCUUGACCCAGCCACUUAAAAAUGAGCUACUUACAAAUAAAGACAGUCGCUGGUUCUGUCACUUCAUCAAAUAUGUGUGGUUUCAUGCCGUACCUAUAGUGUCGUCGAUGGAAAGGCGUUUGGAUAUUGCUGUUCCCUGGGGACUUGCACACUGAGAUGCACAAACAUGGACCUAUGCAACUCUGCAGCUUUACUAUGUUUCAGUUCUUCAUAUAUUUCCAUAUAUUUCCCACAUAUGAAAAGAAUCACCCUCCUUUACAACAUAUAUUGUAUGAUCUAGACUUGACAAAAAAACAGUAGAAAAAUAUAUUUAAGAAAUAGUUUGACAUUUUGAGAAGUACACAUAUUUGCUUUCUGCUGGAGAGUUAGAUUAAAAGAUUAAUACGACUCUCAUAUUUGUUUUAAUAUAAGCUUAUAGCCAGCAGCUGGUUAGCUUAGCACAAAAAUUGGAAAGAGUUACAGCACAUACGUAUAAUUCAUGUUACACUUUCCUGUGACAUUUGUUUCAAUUUCAUAUCAAUAAUUUGACAAAGGC